Messenger RNA from Vairimorpha ceranae, 615 nucleotides. RefSeq lists its product as hypothetical. Lineage: Eukaryota; Fungi; Microsporidia; Nosematidae. The transcript has a single exon. The record is from RefSeq and is a predicted model, not a curated record. Bases 1 to 615 code for a protein of 204 amino acids.
AUGUUUUUUUACAUUUCUCUAUUAAAAGCUAUAGUACCAUUAUUUGACAAUGACUCGUAUGAUAUACAUGAACCGUACGAUCUAGAUGAAGAAAUGGGCUAUAACACCCCCAGCACUACAUCAGAAAUGUUAAAUGACAAUACAGUUUUAAAUACUACACAAGAUUUCCAACCACUGAACGUAAAAAUACCGAAAAAUGCAUUUCGGUCAAUACGUUACGGCAAAAUAAAAACAAAUCCCGAGAACCUUGAAACACUUAUACAGCACGAGAUGGAAGACAUAAGCCCCGAUUUACAUAAUAAAAUAAGAAAAAGGCUUGCUAAAAGCAAUGUCGACAGAAGUAGGUAUAAAGAUCUUUUUUUUAUAAAAAAAAGGAUUAUUCAGGAUGGUGACAGAAAGAUAGUAAGUUUUGAUAUAAAAGAGAAAAUUAUACCUAAAAAUCCUGACAGUGAACAUAUAAAUAAAGAUGUAAGUUUAAGGGUAAUAUUAGCAGGAAUACUCUUCUUACUAGCUGGUCUUGUUUUUACUACAACUAUGAAAAUGUAUCAAAAUAUUUUUAAAAAAAAUGUGUUUAAUUACGACGGGAAAAAAGAACAAAACAAGGAAAGCGUAUAA